UCAUUAUCGUUGCCGCAACCAAUAUCACAUACAAACAUUGCAUUACAAAUGAAACGUAGGUUAGGUUUCUGAGGGAUUUUCGCUAUCACCAGUGAGGCGUGGUAUUUUGUUAAACGUUCAUGUGAGUAGCGGGACGAACAAUACCCCUGGCGCACAAAACCGUUGGUGUUGAACCAUCAAGUUAUUGAAGCUGCCCUUUCACCAAGUUCGUCAUAGUUCUUUGGGCAUAAUAAUAUACAUCAACCUUUCACGCAAUGUCAUAGUGUAUAGUUGGUGGCUUUACAGUUUAGGAAAAUGUUUUUCAUACUUCCUCCUUCUCACGACCUGUGAGAUAGGGUUGGCUGCUCAUUGUAGCUAUGCUUUCGUUCUUGAGGGUCUCCCAUGUGCGCGAGGUUAAAUUACAGCCUCUUAUCAUGUUGAUGAAUAAUGUAUACUUGUUUGUAUGUUGUAAACGUUGUUUUACUUUCGUGUUCGCAUAGCCCCGCUAUGGUCACUAGCUUCACGCGUAAUACACAGUUCUCUGGAGCUUGGAUUUAUGUUAUAAGACAAGUGUUUACAUACUGAUUUCCAUGAUGACAAAUUGGAUGUUCUCGUAUCAUACAAAAGUAAUCUUAUUUGUGUAAUAUAUUUUGGGUCUUUCGUCGUGGCGGUUUUCAUAGUCUUACAAGAGUGGACACAAACCAACACCACGGAGGAAGAUGUUGUGACUACCAUCGCAUGAACAGCUUCCAGGUUAAUGCCUGACGGAACUAUGCAGCACUCAUUGUAAAGUUUCUUGGACCUAAAGCACACUAACUAUGCAGUCCGAGUUUGUAUUUCAGGGAGCAGUAUUCGUUUGUUGUGUGUAUUUGAUUUCGCCUUCAAAUGUUACAGUGAAACAUGGGAGGACCUGUGUACGAAACAGUUCAAUAACAGUUGAACUUCAGUGUUCCGCCAAUGAAAGGAUACAUGUAGAGGAAGAGUCAUAUGGGAUCGGAGUCACAAACUCAUGUCGAUUACAAACUAACGGAUCGUGUAGAGAGGUCAUUCAGACUUCCAUAAAUGGCUUGUCCGUAAACUGCGAUGGGCAACAGUCAUGUAAUGAAACCGUGUCUCCACUUGGCGAAUGUAAACCUGCUGCCACUGCUGCUGCUGCCGAAGUAAAGUACAGGUGCAUCAAUGAUAGUAUGGACAUCUGUGGCUUUGACACCAUCACUACAGCCACAAACGAAUCUGUGUACCUUCACUCGCCAGGCUACCCGGACAGUGUUGGGAUGAAUAACAGUUGUGUGGUGAGGAUCAAGGGGAAAGACAUUCAAGUAACACUGGUUGAGCAAAGUUUAAAUGGGGGAAACUUGACCAUUUCAGUCAAUGGUCAAAACUGGUCAAAUGUGGACACCAACCUAUACAACAGAAAAUUACAAAAACAAUCUUCGGAAGUCGGGAUAUUUUAUACUGACAGAGGCAAUGAUAAAUCAAACGUGUGGAUUAGUGUUGUUGCUUCAAGUCCAAUGUAUAUAACUUUCAACGGAGAAAUGAUUGUGACAUCGGAGACUUCAACCUCGUUGGUUUCUAUGUCUGAAGGAUCCUCACCUCUAGAUGGCGUUACAAAUCAAUGGAUGUCUCAAACAGAGCCAAUAAUGGCAACAAGCACCCUCUCUACUGACACGCCAACAUUGUCAGCCGUGUCAACAAGAAUGGCCUCCACUGAGACGCAAACAUUAUCAAGUGUGUCAACAAGUACCCUCCUUCCUGCCACGGUUACUACAGCAACAUACACAGGUGGAGAUACAGUCUCAGUCAUUGCCACAGCAACCGUUGAAGUGACAUCGAAUACAACAAUUACUGCAAUGACAAUUGAGCCCACGACCACUUCUGCUGCAGAAAACAUAACAGUUGGAAUGACAUUGGGCGAAACAACUGAUAUUCAAAGUACAACUGUGUCAACGACAGAUGGUUCCGAUAAAGAUCUGGUUAUCGUGGCUGCUUCUAGCGCUGCAGUUAUUGUGGUGGCGGUCAUAGUUGCCGUUGUAGUCGCAGUUGUCCUAUGCAGGUGUAAAAAUAGUAAAACCCGCCGUUCUGUAACUUCUCCCCGCAACUGUAGCUUUGGAAGACAUCUUGAGCUCAACUCUGUCGACAAUGGAAAACAUCACAAUGGUUUACGAAAGAAUGACGACAGUCAACAUUAUUUCAUCAUAGAUCCAGAAUUCGUAGCUGGAAAUGGGGAUGUGGCAUUGCAUACAGAAUCAAGAACAGAAGAAGGCACCAGCCCGCUCCGAGUACAAGACAGGUACUCUACAGUAUUGCCACGCAGCUAUAGAUUAAACAUGAAAGACAACAACACAUUUACGACCAAACAGCCAGGCAGUAUUACAUCAACAGAUAAUUCGAUUGGCUCAAAUGAAGACAAGGAAAUCGAAAUAAUCAAUGAUAAACUUGAAUCGGUGGACAGCAGUCUCUCUGAUUCAGGAAACAGUACAGGUUCCACAUGUCAUAUGACCGAAAACGAUGUAUACAAUGGAGGACCUCCUACUGCUGAGAACCUUGAUGUAAGUAUAGAUGGCGGUAAUCAGGAUGAAGAAAGCAUGCCCGAAGACCUGUAUCAAAGAGAAGAGGCAGUCAGGGGCGAUACAGUUGAAGGAAUGGUUGACAAUGAUAUGUAUGAGAGUUCUGGAUAUGACAAUACAGUUGCAGAGCAGAGUGGUGAGUGUGAGGAAGUGUCUGCUUCGGCUACCCUAGAUAUCACUACACAGGGUGAAGCAGAAGAGGAGGUUGACAUUGUUACCAAUGACCUCUACCACAGCUUUGUGUAA
Haliotis rufescens (red abalone) is the source of this 2792-nucleotide messenger RNA. RefSeq lists its product as uncharacterized. The transcript has 8 exons. The coding region runs from base 798 to 2792 and encodes 664 amino acids. NCBI's taxonomy places the organism in Eukaryota, Metazoa, Mollusca, Gastropoda, Lepetellida, Haliotidae. The record is from RefSeq and is a predicted model, not a curated record.